This is a messenger RNA of Phoenix dactylifera (date palm), 1752 nucleotides long. Lineage: Eukaryota; Viridiplantae; Streptophyta; Magnoliopsida; Arecales; Arecaceae. The record is from RefSeq and is a predicted model, not a curated record.
AGGGAUACUUGGGCGAAGGUAUGUCGGUUACCAUUCCGUGAUGAAACCCUACCUCUCUCAAUCGCCUUCGAUUCACCAUGCUGUGACCCCUGAAACUAAAUAAUCCUAGGGCUUCUUCUUUCCUCCGCCGCUGAGGGAGUCUCGAGUCUCCUAUUAUAAUCUGUUCCCGUUCGCGAUGCUGGGACGGAAGCUGUACAAGACGAAGCUGUGCAUACUCUACCAGCGCGGCCGCUGCGCUCGCCAGAGCUGCAACUUCGCCCACGGCGACGCCGAGCUCCGCCGCUUCGCCGGUUCUUUCCCAGGUAGACGGGAAUAUAAAAAUGGAAACUUGAGAGGUAAUCUUGACAGAAGGCAUUCUCCUUAUCGGAGAUAUUCCCCUAUAAGAGAUGCAAGAGGUCAUCAUUCUUAUCAUAGUCAUAAAUCAAUUUCUCAUGAUAGGGGCUCUAGUCCUUCAAGGUCCCCAAUCAAAAGGAGUGAAAGAAGGUAUAGGAAGAAGCAGCGUGUGGAUGGAGAAAGUGAUGUUUCUGGAAGCUUUAAAAUUUCUGAUGGUUCUGAAGAUAUAAAAAAAGGAGACAAGGUUUCAUUUUACAAUGAGAAGAUUGAUCUGGAAGAGCAGCUAAAGCAAAUACAGUUGGAUAUUGAGAUGCUUGAUGAUCAUAAAUCUGAACUAGAGAUCUUUUUGGAGGAAAAGGUUGAUGAAGCACAAAAGCUUUCUAGUAGAAUAGAGGACCUUGAGUCAAAACUGAACAAAGAACAAGAAGACCGUAAAAGGAUUACUUUAAAAAUGAAAAAGUUUAUCAAAGCUCAUAGGCAUUAUAUGAAGGCACAGGAGGAGUUGAAAAGGUCACAAGCUCGUUUUCAAAAGUUGGGCGAUCAGCUUAGUUCGGAUAUGUUAAAGACCAGUGCCAAUGAAGAAGAGUCAAGUGUAAAUGUUGUAAGUGAUGCAGAGCCUGAUGAUGAUGGUGAUCAUCAGAUCAGCUCAAGGAACGAUUUGCUGCGGAAUGAUGUUUCUUCAGCCAAGAGGAGGUCGUUUGUUGAUCCAGCAACUAGUGAAGAAGCAAAAAUAGGGAAUUCACGAAAGAGAGGAAGAUAUUCAGAUAUAAUAACUAAAUCAGAGAAGCUUAUGAAGUCCGAAGGGCCCGCUCCUAAUUCAGAACAUAAUAGCAAAGGAACUGACACAACAAAAACAGUCCUCAUUAACAAUAAGUCUUUGACAGAUGACUACAAGCAUAAACAAGGAAAUUUUGAUUCUGCUAGCACUGCCCCUAUGGAUAAGGUGAAAGGUUCUGAAUCCAGACGCUCCUUGCCUUCAACCAGUAUGGCUGCUAAUGCAGUAGAUGAACUCAUUGAAGCCAUUGAAAUGGAGGAGAAAGCUGAAGCUAUUGAAAUUGCAAAAGAUUUUGAAGAUGGAGAUGUGUUAAAUAGAACCAAGUCAGCUUAUAUGCCACCCCCUCCUCCACCGGUCACUCAAAAUGCGUACAAGCAGGUUAGGAAGUACGAGGGUGAUGAUGAGGAUGUAGAUGUGGAAAAGGUGGAUGCUGAAAUGGUAGACAUAGAUAUCGAUAGUGAGGUGGAAAUUGAGCAGAUAUAGCUCAAGCAUCUUCUAGAUGUGUUAUGUUUAAAAGAAUUUUUUUCAAAUGUUAAUAUUUUUACCAAUUAGCUUGUCUUGGUAAAUUUUAAAGCUCUUUCUUACGCUGUUGAAAUUAUUGCUGGUAAUCCAAUUUACAGAUGCUUAAUUUUCUUAUUGUCAUA